AUGCCUGCCUCUCAAAUGGGACUUGGUAACUUCUUCUUGGAAAGAAGCAUCACAAUGCAAGGAUAUCAGAUAGGGUCUCCACCUAGUCCACAACAAUUGCCCUCUCACAUGAACGCCUUACAUGGACUGCCCUUGUCGUAUUCUGGACUACCAGGAUAUAACUUUAUUCCAUAUCCUCAAGCGCGACGCAUGGUGAACUCAUUUGACCUGAAGGCUGCCUCACCAUACCAUCAUACAGUUCUAAAUCGUGGUUCAUUUUAUUCGCCAUAUCACACAAUGGUUCAAGAUGACCCAUGCAGGACUAACAAAGUGGCCAGCCGGGAGAGCACAAGCGCUCUUAAGGCAUGGCUAAACGAGCAUCUGAAGAACCCAUACCCUACGAAAGGUGAGAAGAUCAUGCUUGCCAUAGUCUCCAAAAUGAGUUUAACUCAAGUGUCUACGUGGUUCGCCAACGCCCGGAGGCGCUUGAAGAAAGAAAAUCGUGUAAGCUGGGCCUCCAAAGGUAAAUCAGACGAAGAGGAGGAGGGUGAAAGUGAGGAGGAGAGUUUGAUGCAGAAAGAUGCCUCUUCAGUCUCCGAGGAUGAAGAUGAAAUUGAUCUGGAAGCAGUAGACGAAGAGGAGAAAUAUCGGGAAUCAGUGGCAGGAUGUCCGUCCCGGCCUGUAAACAACGAGCGAUUACCCCAAACUGUUGAACAACCUAAAGACAAUGACAAUUCAGUUGACGGCUUUGUUGAAGGUGAACAAGGUCCUGUCGAAGUCAUCAAGGACAGUAAAGUUGCCGACAGUAUUCAGAAACCCAAAAUCUGGUCAUUAGCGGAAAUUGCCACUUCACAAACAGUUAUCAAGACAGAGGCGUCCCAUACCAACGCCAGAAGUGAAGUCGAUGUGGGGAAGUGGUGGUUGAACUGGGCUUCAAGAAACGGCCUGUACAUUCCGGCAAACUAUGACUUUUUGAAACAGGACAGUGGCUGUCAAGUGAACGUUUGAUCAACUGCUGGUACCCAUUCCUGUAUACUGCACUUUGAAGAAGUUCUUGCAAAAUUAACUAUUUUGUGAAGUUCUAAGUCAUGGAUUCUUUGAAAACCAAAGACUGUAAGCCACACACUGUA
Molecule: messenger RNA, 1109 nt
Organism: Sardina pilchardus (European sardine)
Lineage: Eukaryota; Metazoa; Chordata; Actinopteri; Clupeiformes; Clupeidae
Gene: irx7
Product: iroquois homeobox 7
Exons: 2
Coding region: 1-987 (328 amino acids)
Biological process (GO): neuron differentiation; regulation of transcription by RNA polymerase II; cell development
Cellular component (GO): nucleus
Molecular function (GO): RNA polymerase II cis-regulatory region sequence-specific DNA binding; DNA-binding transcription factor activity, RNA polymerase II-specific
Source: RefSeq, a predicted model, not a curated record